UCCAUUAUUGUAAACGAAGGCCAAUUACCUCUAUGUUAUCCCUCAUCGUGUCCCUGGUACAAAUCGGACACGACAAACCUCACGCAGCCCCCGCCGAUAUAUUUCCCCUUCUCCUCCAAAUGCACGGCGCCCUCUCAUGGCGACCGUCAUUUCGUCCUCCGUGUUUUCUCCCACCAACUUCCUUUCUUUCCCUCUGUCCCAGAGAUCUUUGGAACUCAAUCCGCACCCUGCUCGCAGAAACCUCUGCUGCUCAGGAAAGAAAUACAGCAGCAAGGGAAGGGCGGCGAAGAGCGACGAGGAGUUGUGCGAUGAACUGCGGGAGUUCAUAGAGUCCAUGGGGCUUCCGGAAGAUCACUUACCUUCAAUAUCGGAGCUUCGUGAAAAUGGGAGGAAGGAUCUUGCAAAUAUUGUGAGGCGGAGAGGAUAUAAGGCAAUUACAGAGCUUCUCCUAAAUUCUAAUAGCGUAAGCCAUUUUGAUAAAACUUCUGAAGGAAAUAAAGAUGGCAAAGGCUGUGCUUUUAAUAGGGAUUUUCCUUCAGAGGCUAUUGAAGGGGACAAUUUGAAUGACAUUAAUCAUCUGAAGAGCUUGCUGUGCCAAAAGGAGACGGAACUCUCCCAAUUAAAGAAGCAAAUUGAAGAUGAAAAGCUUGCAUUAGUUAAUCUGCGAGCUCGCGUGAAAGCUGAGCUUGGUGAUAUACAAUGUUCGAUAGCUGACAAAGAUGCAGAACUUCGUGCUGCCCAGGAAUACUUAAAUGGCCUAAAAGAGGUACAUAUUAAUUAUAGGACAAAUGGUCAAGUAGUAGAAGUUGCUGGUAGCUUCAAUGGUUGGCAGCAUAAGGUCAGGAUGGAUUUGGAUCAUUCAUCUGAAUGCAUAGAUUCACUUGAUUCCAGGAAGCCAGAGCUCUGGUCUACGGUCUUGUGGCUUUAUCCUGGAAUUUAUGAGGUAACUGAGGAUCCUACGACCUAGAUCGCGAUUUUGCAAACCAUGGUUGGAGCAAUUUACUUAUGUGGUUAUACAGCAAGCAGGGGUUGCUAAUCGGGUGACAGAUGCUUUGAGUUGAAGGAGUUACAAUGUGGGUUGAGGUGCUAGAUUUUGAUUCUUUUCGUGAUUUGCUUACUACUAAUCCUUAUUUUUUUGUGAUACUGCAAGAUAUACAUGUCGAGAAGAAAACAUAAUUUUUAUCGCAUGAUGAUUUCUGUUUAAGGGCAAUCAAUUAUGCAUUCCAGAUUGUAGUCUGCUCUUGCAGAUAAUCAAGGAAUUGCACGGUGAAGGGCACGUUGGUAGGGAUAGAACGCUGCACUUGGUUCAAACUUCCUACUUUUGGUCUAUUUUGUAGUGAGAAGUCGAGAAGUAUGUGUAGCGGUGCAAAAUUUGUCUGUCUCUAACGAGGUAGCCACUAAUGUUGGAUUGUACACGCCUUUGCCAAUCCUUUCUCAGCCUUGGGUUGAUAUUAGCAUGAAUUUUGUACUGAGUUUGUCACGUACCCAGUGAGGUAUUGGUUUUAUCUUUGUUGUCGUUGAUAGAUUUUCUAAGAUGGUUUAUCUUGUUCCUUGCAAGAAGACGAUAGAUGCUAUUAAUGUGACACAAUUGUUCUUUUGAGAUAACUACUUCUGGUCUGUCGAUGUCCAUUGUUUCAGAUAGAGACAUUCGUUUCCUUAGCCAUUUUUAGUGCAACUGGUGGAAGAUGGUCAAUGCAUAGUUGAAUUUCAGUAGUGCUUAUCAUCCUCAGACUGAUGGACAAACAGAGGUUGUGAAUAGGUCGCUUGGCAAUUUAUUGCGUUGCUUAGUAGGAGACCAUAUGAAGAGUUGAGAUCAAAAGCUACGUUAGACAAAAUUUGCUCACACCCAUGCAGUGAAUCGCGGUACUGGUGUCGGUCCAUUCUAGGUGGUUUACUCGGCUUAGUCUCGUGGUCCAUUGGGAUUGUUGUCAUUGCCAAGAAAGACUAUUGUCCAUGGUAAAGCAGCAGAUUUUGUGAAUUGCUUACAAGAUGUCUAUGAAAUAGUUCAUGAAUAUCUGUCUAUCUUUAAUUCCAAGUUCAAACAUAAAGCAAACCAAAAAUGCCGACACUUUAGUUUGAUGUUGGGGACUUUGUGUGAGCAGUUUUAACUAAGGAUCGUUUUGCUACUAGGAUUAUACCAAAUUGUCAGCCAAGAAGAUUGGUCUUGUUGAGAUUGUUGAGAAAAUGAACUUAAAUGCUUAUCAUUUGAAGAUGCCUAGUCAUAUUCGCACUGUCGAUAUUUUUAAUGUGAAACAUUUGAUUUCUUUCCACGGUGAUUCUUUUGAUGAUUAUGUGGCCAAUAAUUCGAGGGCGAAUUUUUUUACACUGGGAGAAUAACGUGGAGCAACAGAGCCUAGAGUUUUGGGAUCGUUUUGAUUGCGACCACGGGUGGAUAAUCUGUGAGAGACCAUAACUUUUGACUCGGGUUGAAUCAUGGGACACACAAUACAUUAAAUCGAAACUUGUUCAAAGAUCUACAAUUGGUUACCGGGUGUAAUCCAUAACAGCCUAGUCUUAGACCCAAAAAGCAUAGUUUAAAGCCUUUUUGGUGCCUUCGAAGAAUUGUCUUUUUUAAGGUUAUUUUCAUUUUUUGCAUCGUUAGAUUUUUAAGACUAUUUAAAUUAUUUGUUUAGUUGACGUUAGGGCAGUUGUUUUUUAUUAAUAAACUUUUUUGAAGUUUUUUUUUCCCCAAACGAUAAGUUUAUGGAUGCCUAUUUUCUUAGUAUUUUGCUGAAUCAAUUUUUUGAUAUAUGCUGAAUCAAUAGGUCUUUAAAAGAUUAUUUUCGAUGUUCAUAUUCGAAUCAAAGAUUCAUUAGUUCCCGCCACAUCAGAUAUAAUAACACUAAACAUCAUGUCCAAAUAAAGUAAUUGACAUGAUAUAAUAAGAUUAUGUCAGUAAUAACAUAACAAAGCUAUUAUGAAAAUAAAAUGACAAGAUCACAAAUGUAUUACAUGAAAGCAUUUACUAAGGAAGAAUAAGAAUAUGCUAAAUAAAAUUAUACUAACUUAAUUACUUGUUUUUACUUGGUACCAAAAGUUUAAUACUAGAGAAAAAUAAAUAAGUAUGGAUAUAUAAAAAUGAACAUGUUUAUAAAAUCAUAUAUAUCAACGUGUAUACAAUAAAUAUAAGCAAAAUUGCAAAAACUAAGUCAUAGGUAAUUGUAAAAAUUAGGAACAAUAAGCAUCAUAAAUCAUGUAAGCAAUCUCAAAAAUAGGCACGUCUUGAGAACAUGCUAAGUAAAAUAUAAGAAACAAUGAGCAUAUAGAAAAUAAUAUUAAAAUUGUAAAAAUAAUAAACAAUGCCAUAAUAAGAAUAAGCACAGCACAAAAUUAAACAUGUUAACUUAAAUUCAUCUACUCUUCCGCCUUUGACAACUAGAAAAAAUAUAACACACAAAUGAAUUGCAAUAAGAUAUCAAUAAAAGCAUCAUAAGCAUCAUAAAUAAUAGAAAGAGAACAUUACUAAAAAUAGAAUAUCCAAUUAGUCAAAUAUGUAGAUAGUGUGAUACACUUAAGAACAUGAAUAACAACCAAAAGAGCUACUGGAAUAUCAAUUGUACUCAAAUAUUCAUAAUAUCCAUACAUGCUCACCAAUAAGUAAACUAACAAUGUUACUUCUCAUUUGAAUCCACCAUCAUGCCAAAGUGACACAUGAGUUAAGUUUGAUGAGAAUACAUUCUAACCAUUCUGGAAUCUACGAGUGUGUACGUCUCUCAUCUCAACUCAAAAACUCUCCAUUUGUGUAGCAAGUCUGUCAACUCAAGGAUCAUGCGUAGGUCGUUCCUCUUCCUCUUGAUAAUCCUCAGCUUCUUUAGAACCCCAAGCCUUUUGUUAAGAUCCCAUCUCAAAGCAAUGCCAAUUGGAUGCAGACAUGCAGUCUAAUAAGCUACAUGUUAUGCAUGUCAAUAGUGUUUUUUUUCUUUGCUCAACAUUCUCACCAGAAGAGAUAGCCACUCUAACUCUCAUGAAAUCAAAACCUGAUAUUAUGGCGACUCUUUUUAGAUUUGGCAAUGUUAGUGAUGUAUCAGUACAUAAAGUAGCCUAUAUUUAUGUCUAAAUUGUUCAGAAGAAUGCAUACAUGAUAAAAAAUGAGCAGGGGGAAUUUUGGCUUUAAUCCUAGAAGAAAAUAAGAAAGUCACAAUCAUCACAGAAGGAAUACAGAGGGACAUAUUAAGGCUUCAAGUUCCUAGACAGAAUCCUGGCUUUUUUACCACUAGGAUCUGAAAGAGAAAGAGAUGCAGAAUACUAAGAGUGACACUUGGAGAAUAAGGAGCAGCAGCAGUAAACCUAGGAUAGCAGUAAAAUAAUUAUCAGAAUCAUUUGCUCCAAGAUGCUUGUUAAAGAUAGCAAGAGUGAGUUGAAUAUGCCUACCUCUCAUAAAAAUCUGAGAUUGGGCAGUGAAUUCAUUAACAAUUCCUAUAUGGUGGAAGAAUUCAUGCAAUCUACCUAAAUUAGUGUAGUUGGUACAAUAUACAAGUUUUUCUGACUUGUAGGUUCCAGUGAUUGGUUUAAUAUAUCAAGCAAAAUCACGGAUGAAUGUGGAGUCCAUUUGUGUUGUGUGGCCAUUGCUUGAAUGAUUUUAUUCCUAAUUGAUUGGGUUGUGUUUAAAAAUCUAAUGCUAGUCUAAGAUGCCGGUGUAGGUGGAGAAAUACUAGAAGAUUGAGAUCUUCAGCUAUUUUAAGAAAGUGUUUGGUUCUAUUAUUCCUGUGUACCCCUACAUAACCGAAAUGAUUAUGAUUCAUGAUGUAUAUGAUGAAAAAUGUCAUGAAAAUCAUAAAAAAUGAAUUUAAUCCUGAGCACGGUGCAACGGCGAGACCCUAGUAGAUCACCCACGCAACCAUGGUUUGAAACUCAGGACCGACAAGGAAUUCAUCAUCGUGUUCAAAAAUUAGGGCAUGUGAGCCACUAGCCACUUGGCCGCUCGUGCUUCUGGAUUUACUCAAUGGACGAACCAAGGGGAGGCCGCCUACCCUGAAGUCUAGUUGGGCGGUAAGAGGUGGAUACCUGGGCGGUAAGAGGUGGAUACCUGGGCUAUUAAAAAAAAAAGAGAAUUAAAAAAAAAAAUUAGAUAAUAAAUUAGAGUUAGGAUUUAUUAAAAAUCAAAACUAGAAAUAAAAAGAAGAUGAAAAAGGCUUAUAUCUUCCAUGGAUUUUGGUGUUGAGCUUUGCGGUUGAUAUGGGUGGAUUUUAUCAUUCCACUGAGUGAUAUCUAGAUGACUUCGGCAUGAUGGCAUGACAUAUGGCGGAAAAUAAUGAAAACAAUGGGAGGGAAGAAAGACCAAAGGAGAGAAGGGAGGAGAGGUGAUUUUUGAUAUCGAUUUUAUUGCUCCGCUCACUAACUGACACGCUAGAUGACUAAGCAUUGAUGGCACUUGACGGAUCGACGGAAGUAAAGAGAGAGAAGGGCUGAGGGGAGAAGGAGAGGAGUUUAACUAGGGGGAUCAGAGGGAGAGAAAGGAGGAGAGGAGAAAAGAAGAGUACUAGAGAUGGGUGGGGGUGCUGUUGUAGGAGAAGAAUC
Molecule: messenger RNA, 5517 nt
Organism: Zingiber officinale
Lineage: Eukaryota; Viridiplantae; Streptophyta; Magnoliopsida; Zingiberales; Zingiberaceae
Product: protein PTST homolog 3, chloroplastic-like
Exons: 10
Coding region: 137-967 (276 amino acids)
Source: RefSeq, a predicted model, not a curated record